GACAGCUACACACACACACACACACACACACACACACACACAGCCCGCUGUUAUCUCUCUCUCUCAGGCCUGUGUGUGUAUUGAUGUGUUUUUGAGGACGGGAUGGAUUUCAGUGUGAAGAAACUCGCCUGCGAUGCCGGAGUUUUCUUUUCUCGAGCUGUUCAGUAUACAGAGGAGAAACUGGGCCAGGCCGAGAAGACGGAGUUGGACGCUCACUUUGAGAGCUUGCUUGCCAGAGCAGACUGCACCAAGAACUGGACCGAGAAAAUCUACAGACAGACAGAAGUUCUGCUACAGCCAAACCCAAGUGCCAGGAUCGAGGAAUUCCUUUAUGAAAAACUUGAUAGAAAACUUCCGUAUCGAGCCACUAAUGGAGAAAUUCUGGGCCAGUAUAUGCUCGAAGCGGCCAAAGAGUUUGGACCAGGAACACCGUAUGGGAGUACCCUGAUUCAGGUGGGUGAUUGUCAGAGGAGGCUGGGAGGAGCUGAGCGAGAGUUUCUCCAGACGUCCUCGAUUAGCUUCCUCACACCGUUACGCAACUUCCUGGAGGGAGACUGGAGGACAAUAACGAAAGAGCGGAGGCUGCUGGAGAACCGGCGGCUGGAUCUGGACGCCUGUAAAGCGAGGCUAAAAAAGGCUAAAGCAGCAGAAGCUAAAGCUGCUUGUGAGGGAGAAGCAGUUCCAGAUUUCCAAGAGACCAGACCUCGAAAUUACGUACUGUCUACAAGCGCCUCGGCCCUCUGGGGUGAAGAGGUGGAGAAGGCGGAGCAGGAGCUGCGAUUGGCUCAGACAGAGUUUGAUCGGCAGGCGGAGGUCACGCGGCUGCUUCUGGAGGGAAUAAGCAGCACACACGUGAAUCAUUUGCGAUGUCUGCAUGAGUUUGUUGAAGCUCAGGCCACGUAUUAUAACCAGUGUCAUCACUUCAUGCAGGAGCUGCAGAAAGAGCUCUCCAGUGCUAAUGGAGAUGUACGGUACCCGAACUCGUUUCUGGUGAACCCCAGAUCAGUCAGGAGCUCCUCUGGAGACGCCUCCUCCACCGUACCUGUAAACUCUCUGAGUCCGGAGGCGGAGGCUCUUCAGAUCGAGGAGGUUCAGCCUCCCGCCAGCGGAACUCGGAAAGCUAAAGUCCUGUACGAUUACGACGCUGCGGACUCCAGCGAACUCUCACUCCUCGCAGACGAGCUCAUCACAGUGUACACGGUUCCAGGGAUGGACUCUGAUUGGCUGAUUGGAGAAAGAGGAAAUCAGAAAGGGAAGGUGCCCGUCACGUACCUGGAGCUUUUAAGCUAAAAAUUCUGUUUAGAAACAGGAAUUAAUGCUUCAAUCACAUGCACUAACGUUAUUAUUCAGACACGAACUCGGAUUCAUACGUCUGAUACAAAACUUAGUACUCUGAGAGUGUUUAAUCUGUUUUUAUUUUAUUUUAUUUUAGUUUUAGUUUACUGACUCUCUGCAGCCAUAUUUAAAGCGCUCUGGAAAAGCUUUUUGUUUCACUACAUCCUGAAUUAACCAUUCAGACAAAAUUAACCAAUUUCUGAUCCUACAUUACAGCACGAUCACAUUCCAGCAGCAUCACAUCUCUCUUAAAUAUUCCAGCAGCCAAAAAAAAGCCAAAACGCAUCUGAAAGCCACGCUAAGUGCUUCAAAUCAGAAUCUCCAGAGAUUAAUGUAAAUAUCUGCCUGUUAAUCCGUUUAUAUACUAGAAAAUAACCUUCUUCUUUUCAGUUUCUGUAUCUGAUCACAGCUUUACGUCUUCCCUCCUGGAUUAAUCUGCUCUAAAGUUCGCCGCAGGUCAGUUUUGGUGUUUAUCUGCUCGUCUGUUCGCUCUGUUUUAGUGACUCAGCGUUAAAAAGGACCUUCCAGAGCCUCUCUUAUCUACUAUAGCCUUAAUAUACCUCUCAGAAUGUAGCAGCCAGACUCCAACUCAGCGCAAAACACUGUUUACAAAAGCCAGGAUCCCAGAAAAACAUCUCAAAAGAUGCUGUUAAAUAUAUAUUAACAUAUAAUAAUAUAUAUUAAUUUAUAUAUGAUAAUAUGUCACUUGUUUCAAUGUUGUCUCAUUGCUUAAUGCAUAAAGCUGAUGCUUAUUUAAGUAAAUGUGCAUUAGGCUAGAUUUAUUUUACACUGAAAAAAAUAAAAAUGUUGCUUUGAAUUUAAGUGUGAAUUAAAAUAUGACUAUAACUGGUUUCAAGCCAUUAACACAAUUACAAUCCUUAAAAAGCAACUGGAAAACAUGGCAACCACCUAAAGAAUCUGGGAGCUGAUUGUUUGUUCUUUAGAUUUACAUUAAAUUAUAAAUAAAAAAAAAAUCUGAAUUGCAUUGAUGCAACAUUUUAAUUUAGUUUCUCUACAUUUCUUUAAAUUCAAAGCACUUUUUUUUUGUGUAAACUAAAAAAAUCACAUUGGACUGAGAUGCCAAAUAAGUCAGUAGCCACUUCAGAUUGCAUUUUAAUAAAAAUAAUUAAUGGAGAUCAGACUGCAGAGCGUAGACGAGUUUAUGUAGUUUAAAAUUCUGAAAUUCUGGGAAAUGCAUGUUUAUUUAUUAAAUUUGUUUUAUUUUAAUGAUAAAUAUACACAACCCAAAUUCAGAUGUUAGAGAUCUUUCCAUACUUUUCAGCAAAUACGCCAAGAAUCCGCGAUUUAAAGAUGAUCAAAGAUGAUCAAAGAUGAUCAAAGAUGAUCAAAGAUGAUCAAAGAUGAUCAAAGAUGUCAAAUGUAAUGCUCAGCGUCAGCAUGCAGCCUGAAUCCUUAUAAAACACUUUUUUACGUAUUCGCUGAAAAUAAAUGGUUUGUGAUUUUGGUCGUUUUGCACCGUUUGCAGUGUAUAUAGCUGCUUUUUUGUUAUUUUUUGCCUUAGAGAAAGGUGGUGCAGGUUGUGAGAAGGAUGAAUCUGAAAGAUUAUUUUAUUUAUUUCACUUAUUUAUUCAGAACACUUGAAAAAUCUAAAAAAACUUUCUUUGUAAUUAAGUUUUAAACCAAUGCUACACUAAAGUUCUGUGAGUACCUCUUCUUAACAUUUAUUAGGAACAUUGUUAAUAUUCAGUUUGCAUUAUUAUUAUUAUUAUUAUUAUUAUUAUUAUUAUUAUUAUUAUUAUGCAUUGUUGUGUUUUAUUUAAUAUUUGCCAUAUUAGAAGCUUGUUUUUGAGGCCAAACAUCCAGAUGAGGAAGAAGAAGCUUCUUCAUGAUUUCUUAUUUUUUGCAUGUUUUGUCACUUUAAAAUUUUUCUGAUUAGCAAAAAACAAAUGUAAGUUUUAGUCAAAAACAGCACAAGUAAACACAAAGAGCAGGUUUUUUUUGCAGUUGUUGCUGUUAAAGGUGGAAAAAAGCUAUUAUUACGUUUAAAAAGUGCAUUUUGUGUUUACUUGUGUUUUAUUUGACUUAUAUUUAAAUAUAUAUAUUUUUUAUAAGUGACAAGCAUGCAAAAAGUGAAAGUGAAAGUGAAAUGAAGGGAAAACACUUUUUUUCACUUUUUCACACCACUGUAUCUUCUCUGCCUGGCUGCGUAUGUGGAGGCGUGUGUGAGAGAGCCGGAGGUGUCUGGGUGUUUGUUGUUUGAUUUCUGUUUUCUGUAUUUUUGUUGGGUUGUUGUUUUACCCUGUUGCCUUUCUCUCCACUUGUAUUUAUUGCCUGCUCUUGACGCCACGUGGAGAAAACCUAAAGCUUUAUGGAAUGUAAUAAAAUAAUCUGUACCGAUGA
This is a messenger RNA of Astyanax mexicanus (Mexican tetra), 3696 nucleotides long. It is a transcript of the gene sh3glb2a, whose product is annotated as SH3-domain GRB2-like endophilin B2a. Gene Ontology annotation, biological process: membrane organization. Gene Ontology annotation, molecular function: protein binding. Gene Ontology annotation, cellular component: cytoplasm; membrane. The coding region runs from base 103 to 1290 and encodes 395 amino acids. The transcript has 13 exons. NCBI's taxonomy places the organism in Eukaryota, Metazoa, Chordata, Actinopteri, Characiformes, Acestrorhamphidae. The record is from RefSeq and is a predicted model, not a curated record.